Messenger RNA from Marmota flaviventris (yellow-bellied marmot), 1452 nucleotides. It is a transcript of the gene Snapc2, whose product is annotated as small nuclear RNA activating complex polypeptide 2. Gene Ontology annotation, cellular component: nuclear body. The record is from RefSeq and is a predicted model, not a curated record. Gene Ontology annotation, molecular function: RNA polymerase II general transcription initiation factor activity. NCBI's taxonomy places the organism in Eukaryota, Metazoa, Chordata, Mammalia, Rodentia, Sciuridae. Gene Ontology annotation, biological process: snRNA transcription.
UCGAGCGCCGGCGUCUCUCAGUAGCAUGAAGCCACCGCAGCGGCGGCGAGCGGCCCCGGCACGCUAUCUGGGAGAGGUGACCGGCCCCGCGGCCUGGAGCCCCCGCGAGAAGCGGAAGCUCCUACGACUACUGCAGGCGCGGCGGGGCCAACCAGAGCCAGACUCGGCCGAGCUGGCCCAGGAGCUACGGGGCCGAAGCGAGGCUGAAAUCCGGGCCUUCCUCCAGCAGCUGAAAGACCGAGUGGUCCGGGAGGCCAUUCAGAGGGUGCAUCCAGGUGGCCCAAAACGCAGAGAGGCGGAGCCCCCAGCCCCCAUAGAGGUAUGGAUGGAUUUAGUUGAGAAGAUAACAGGCCCACUGGAGGAAGCCCUGACAGCAGCUUUCUCCCAGGUGCUCACCAUCGCAGCCACAGAACCUGUCAGUCUCCUGCAUUCCAAGCCCCCCAAGCCCACACAAGCCCGUGGAAAGUCACUGAUCCUGAACAGCACUGGAGGGCAGGGGGACACCACCCCAGGGGCCCCUGGUCCUGCCUCUGAGACGCCUGCCAAAUCCCCUAAUGGCCCUGCUGUUGAGGGAGACAUCACCAUGGACUUUGAGAAGAUUUACAAGUACCUGUCCUGCUGCUCCCGGAGUGGUCAUGUCCCAGAGCUCUCAGCAGCUGAGUCAGCUGUGGUCCUUGACCUGCUCUUGUCGCUUCCUGAGGAGCUGCCCCGCCUGCCCUGCACAGCUUUGAUUGAGCAUAUGACUAAAACAUAUGCUCACCUGAUGGCCCCACAGCCCAGUCCCUCUGGUAGAAGCCCUGGACCUGGGGCUGAGGAUGGAAGUGCUUGCUCCCAGGGGCCAGAGGAGCCCAGCCAGACCAGCCCCCAUGCCCCUGAGCAAGCCACGCCAGGGGAACCGAGAUCAGCCUGGCAAGCAGCUGGGAUCUGCCCCUUGAACCCAUUCCUGGUGCCCCUGGAGCUCCUAGGCCAGGCAGCCACCCCUACAAGGUGAGGGGCAUAGCAGGUCGUAGAAACAUCUGAACUAAUCUGGCCCUUAGUGUUUUGUAGCCAUCACUGGGUUGUCAUGAGGAUUAUUUUAGAAGGUCCCUGACAUGGUGCUCAAUGUGGCCUAGUCUUUAGAUGCUUUACAUGUCAGGGAUCUCAGAAACAGAACUAGAGUUGUGCAGGGAUUAAUGGAGAAUAGGGAUGCAAGACUCUACAGACAAGCAUCCUGAACCCCUGGACAGACAGAUGGAACUGACCUGCCAAGCCCAGCUUCCUUGUUCUCAGAUAGCAGAGCCAUGGCUGGUCCCCCAUACUGUGACCUCCUCAUAUGCCCUCUCUUGUCCAGGUUUUCAUUAUUUUCAUCCCUGAGCCCUCUUCACUCUCCUCUAUUCAGUGCCCACCACUGCCGGCUCCUCAUUUCUUCCUGGGGUGUCCUAUGGCUUCUAAUAAAGUUCUCAUCUACCUGUC